AAAAACACCAUUUCAGUGGUGUGGAUACCACCAAUUCACUUCAAUGGCUGCGAUGGUCGGAUUCCACCUCUCCGGCUACAAACCUAUCUCCUUCUCCUCCUCAAUCUCGAACUCUCUCCACUCAAAACUCUCUCUCCUAUCUCUCAACCCCUCUCCGCAACCGCGAAAAUCAACCGUCAUCCGUAUGGGCGGCGGCCCAAGAACCUUUCCCGGCGGCGUCUCAAAGUGGCAGUGGAAGAGGAUGCAAGCGAAGAAGCAGAAACAGCUCCUCAAAGCGAGGUUAUCCCGUGAACGACAGAUCUACGAGAUGCGUAAACGCGCCGAGCUAAAAGCGGCGGUGGCUGAGCUUGAGCGACCGUGGGAACCGGUUCAGAAACCGCCGAAUCUCUUCUCGGUUUGCGCCGACGAGCAGGUUAAGGUCUUAGCGGACCGGUUUCAGAAACCGGGCGGGUUUGAUCUCUGGACGGAGAGGGAUGGCCCGCAGCUGUUUGACGCCGUUGAUGAUUUGCCUUCCGCUAGGUUCUUCCCUAAAGAUGCUGUUCACAGUGUGAAACCGUACCGGAGUUUACCGAGCUCCGGUGAGUCAGAAGGAGAAGAGGGUUCGCGGAAACACGAAGGAGUCAAUGACAAUGGAACGCAUCGUGGUCGGAGGGUGAGGAAGAAUGUCUUGAUCAAUGGUGUGGCGAGAAAGGAAGAAGAAGGUAAGAGGAUGGAGAAUCGUGUUGUUAAUGGCGGAAAAUCGAGAAAUGGAAGAAGAUCAUCUCAGGUAUACGAUAUGACUUUGCAGAACGAUGGGAGAUACGAAGUUGGAUCUUAGUUCUAACUAGUGUUUCUUUGUUGCUGUCUUUGUACAAUUAGCGAUGAUGUAUGUCUGUCUGAACAUAAACGUGUAUGUAAAACAUGUAACAGCUUCCUUCAUCACAUAUUGAGCUGCAAUCAAAACCCUUCGGUUUUAGUAU
This is a messenger RNA of Brassica oleracea var. oleracea, 959 nucleotides long. Its product is annotated as putative DEAD-box ATP-dependent RNA helicase 33. The transcript has a single exon. The record is from RefSeq and is a predicted model, not a curated record. NCBI's taxonomy places the organism in Eukaryota, Viridiplantae, Streptophyta, Magnoliopsida, Brassicales, Brassicaceae. Bases 44 to 817 code for a protein of 257 amino acids.